Molecule: messenger RNA, 675 nt
Organism: Microthlaspi erraticum
Lineage: Eukaryota; Viridiplantae; Streptophyta; Magnoliopsida; Brassicales; Brassicaceae
Source: the annotation of a GenBank genome assembly
AUGAUGAUGGAAUUCUCGAUGACGGAUCUGGGGAAAAUGAAGUACUUUCUGAGAGUUGAGGUUAUACAAGAUGACAGAGGCAUCUUCAUCAACCAGCAGAAGUAUGCUGAAGAGAUACUGGAGAAGUACGGGAUGGACACUUGCAACGCGGUGAAGAAUCCAAUGGUACCUGGCAACAAAUUAACAAAGAUUGGAGCUGGAGAAGUCGUUGAUGCCACAUCGUUCAAGCAGCUUGUGGGAAGUCUGAGAUACAAGAAGGGAGAUGAGGAGAAGCUUGUGGGGUUCGUUGAUAGUGAUUAUGCAGGAGAUACUGAUGAUCGGAAAAGCACAUCGGGAUAUGUGUAUAUGCUUGGAGGAGGAGCAAUCUUAUGGGCAUCAAAGAAGCAGCCUAUAGUCACGUUAUCUACGACUGAGGCUGAAUUUGUCGCUGCUGCUUAUGGAGCGUGUCAAGGAGUAUGGUUGAGAAACAUUCUUGAAGAGAUUGGAUAUGCUCAAGAGGAAGGUACAGUUCUAUUCUGUGACAAUAGCUCUACUAUUAAGUUGUCAAAGAAUCCUGUGCUACAUGGAAGAAGCAAACACAUUCAUGUGAGAUUUCACUUCUUGCGUGAGCUUGUGAAUGAUGGAGUCAUUGCGCUUGAUUAUUGUACUACUCAAGAACAGUUGUCUGUUGUCUGA